UGUAAAAGUGUGCGUUUAAUUUAAUUAAUUUUUUGAAUCAAAUUUAUCUAAAAGUUAAUUGACUCUUAAUUUUUUUGUGUUAUCCUAAUUAGUAUGUUUAAGUUGCCUGUCUAAUUCCAUUUGUGUAUUUAAAAAAUUAAGAGAAAGAUUCAACAAUGGCUGAUGAAGCAGCUCGUAUUCAACAGUAUGAAUAUAAGGCGAACUCCAAUUUAGUUCUUCAGGCUGAUACUCGACUGAUCGAAAAAAGGCCUAGAGAUGAAGCCACCGGUGAGGUUGUCUCAUUGGCUGGUAAAAUUGGAUCAACCAAAAUGGGGGAUAAAUAUCAGCGAUCAAAGCCUUCAGCGAUCAAAGAAGAAGAAGAAAGAAAACGAAGGAAGAAGGCCAAGGCAGCAGCCUCAGACUUCACAUCUUCAAGCUUUGCCGGCUUAAGUGCACGAAGCAAUCUUUUGACUGAUGAUUAUGAAGAAAUGGGGAUAUUCUACACACCUAAGACACCGGAGACUAGACAAACCUACGAAGCUCUUUUGAAGUUUAUUCAUGAUAUUUUAGGUGAUCAGCCCAGAGAUGUUUUGUGUGGUGCUGCUGAUGAAGUAUUAGCCUCGUUGAAGAAUGAAAAGAUGACAGAAAAACAAAAACACAAAGAUAUUCAAAGUUUACUCGGCAGCCUCUCAUCCGAGCAAUUCAACAUUCUAUUCAACUUGAGUCGAAAGAUAACUGAUUAUAAACUUGAUGAUAAACCAGAUAUUCCUAUUGAUGAAAACAUGGACGAAACUUAUGGCGUUAAUGUUCAAUUUGAAGAAAAUGACGAUGACGAAGAGAGUGAUAUAAUGCGUGUCGUUGAUGAUGGCGAUGAUGGCGAUGGUGAAGGUGAAGAAACUGGAGAAGGAGCAACACUUCAAGCAACUUAUCUUGAAGCUUCUAGUGGUCGAAAAAGCUCGGCUCCUACCUCGAAACCUACUGAGGCUUUGCACCCUAGACAAAUAGAUGCUUACUGGCUUCAAAGAAAUCUCAACAAAACCUAUGGAGAUCCAGUCGAAGCUAAAAACAAAGCUGCCGAAGUCAUGGACAUUCUUAAGACUGCGUCUGAUGACCGUGAUGCUGAAAACAAAUUAGUUAUGCUUUUAGGUUUUAAGCAGUUUGAUUUCAUCAAACUUCUUCGCCAAAAUCGUCAAAUGAUUCUUUACUGUACUUUAUUGGCAUCUGCUCAAAGUGCUGAAGAGAAAAAUAAACUGCGCCAAAGAAUGAGCUCGGACCCUGAGUUGUUACCUUACCUCACUAUGUUGGAAAGUACCGAUGAAAAAAGUGAUUUAGGUGCAAAAGAGCGUGCUGCAAAACGUGCUGCUAAGGAAAAAGAAUCCGACAUGGAGCCAGAUGAAGAAAAUUUAGCGCAACUUUCUAAAGUUAAAAUGCUGGACUUGGAAGAUCUUGUUUUUGCUCAAGGGUCACAUUUCAUGGCUAACAAACGCUGUCAGCUACCAGAAGGUUCAUUUAGGCGAGCUCGAAAAGGUUAUGAAGAGAUUCAUGUCCCAGCUCUCAAACCUAAACCUUUUGACGAUAAUGAGAACUUGCUUCCGAUUGACCAAUUACCUGCCUAUGCACAACCUGCUUUUGAAGGUUUUAGAUCUUUAAAUCGUAUACAAUCUAGAAUCUAUCCAGCUGCCAUGGAAAGAGAUGAAAAUUUACUUAUCUGUGCUCCAACUGGUGCAGGUAAAACAAAUGUCGCUUUACUCUGUAUGAUGCGUGAAAUAGGCAAACAUAUUAAUGAGGAUGGAACAAUCAAUGUUGAUGAUUUUAAAUGUAUAUAUGUUGCUCCUAUGAGGUCUUUAGUACAAGAAAUGGUCAAAAAUUUUAGUCGUCGAUUGAGCUCUUAUGGAAUCAAAGUUGCUGAAUUGACUGGAGAUCACCAGCUUAGUCGUGAACAAAUUAAUGAAACACAAAUUAUUGUUUGUACUCCUGAGAAAUGGGAUAUUAUUACACGAAAAGGAGGAGAACGUAGUUAUACUCAAAUUGUUCGUCUUAUCAUUUUCGAUGAAGUUCAUUUAUUGCAUGAUGACCGUGGUCCCGUUAUUGAAACUUUGGUUGCUCGUAUGGUUAGAAAUCAAGAGACUGCUCAAGAUGAAAUCAGAAUCGUUGGUUUGAGUGCAACUCUUCCCAAUUAUGAAGAUGUCGCGGAGUUCUUAAGAGUCAACAGAAAAACGGGUCUUUACUAUUUCGACAAUAGUUUUCGACCUGUGCCCUUAGAACAACAGUUUAUUGGAAUUACUGAGAAGAAAGCUAUGAAAAGAUACCAACUUAUGAACGAAAUUUUGUAUGAAAAAGUGAUAGAACAAGCAGGAAAAAAUCAAGUUUUAAUAUUCGUCCAUUCUCGUAAAGAAACUGGUAAAACUGCUCGAACAUUGAGAGACAUGUGCUUAGAAAAGGAUACUCUUGGUAUGUUUCUUCGAGAAGGUUCAGCCUCCACUCAAGUGUUGAGGACUGAAGCUGAUCAUGUUAGGAAUCUCGAAUUGAAAGAUCUAUUACCAUAUGGUUUUGGUAUCCAUCACGCUGGAAUGUCCAGAGUUGAACGUACUCUGGUUGAAGAUUUAUUUGCUGACCGUCAUAUUCAAGUCCUGGUAUCAACAGCAACUCUUGCUUGGGGAGUAAACUUACCUGCUCACACUGUAAUUAUUAAAGGAACUCAAAUUUACAAUCCAGACAAGGGACGAUGGACUGAAUUAGGAGCAUUAGAUGUUCUUCAGAUGCUUGGAAGAGCUGGUCGACCACAGUUCGAUACUAAAGGAGAAGGUAUUUUGAUUACUCAACAUAGCGAACUUCAAUAUUAUCUGUCUUUAUUGAAUCAACAACUUCCCAUCGAAAGUCAAAUGGUGGCUAAAUUACCAGAUUUAUUAAAUGCCGAAAUUGUUCUUGGAAACAUCCAGAGUAUUAAAGAAGCCACAAAAUGGUUAGGUUAUUCUUAUCUAUAUAUUAGGAUGUUGAAAAAUCCAUCACUCUAUGGUGUUGGAGGUGAUGAAGUCAAUGAAGACCCAACCCUUCAGAAACAUUUGGCCAGUUUAGUAUUUACAGCUGCUUCUAUGCUGGACAAAAGUGGACUUGUUAAAUUUGAAAGAAAAAGUGGUUAUUUCCAAAGCACUGAACUUGGACGAAUUGCCAGUCAUUAUUACUGUACCCACCAAACCAUGUCAGUUUAUAAUCAAUUGUUGAAGCCAACUUUAAGUGAAAUUGAACUAUUUCGAGUUUUUUCAUUGUCCGGUGAAUUUAGAAACAUAACAAUCAGAGAAGAAGAAAAAUUGGAACUACAAAAGUUAAUGGAAAGAGUUCCUAUCCCUGUCAAAGAAAGUAUUGAGGAACCCAGUGCCAAAGUUAAUGUUUUACUUCAAGCAUACAUCUCUCAAUUGAAACUGGAAGGACUUGCAUUGAUGGCUGAUAUGGUUUACAUCACUCAAAGUGCAGCUCGAUUAAUGAGAGCUAUUCAUGAGAUUGUACUUCACCGAGGCUGGGCUCAACUAGCCGAUAAAGCUUUAUCUUUGUGUAAAAUGAUUGAUAAAAGAAUGUGGCUUUCCAUGUCUCCCUUAAGACAAUUCAAAAAGAUACCAGAAGAUGUGAUUAAAAAAUUGGAGAAAAAGAACUUUCCAUGGGAACGUUUUUAUGAUCUAGGACCAAAUGAAAUCGGAGAGCUUUUAAGGCUACCAAAGAUAGGUAAAACAGUGCAUCUUUACGUUCAUCGUUUUCCUAAAUUGGAUCUAACUGUUCAUAUUCAACCAAUUACUCGUGCAACUUUGAGAGUUGAACUAACAAUCACUCCUGAUUUCCACUGGGAUGCAAAAUAUCAUGGUAAAUCUGAAGGUUUCUGGAUUCUAGUUGAAGACGUCGAUCAAGAAAUUAUUUUACAUCAUGAAUUUUUCCUAUUGAAACAAAAGUAUGCUGAAGAUGAUCAUAUUGUUAAAUUUUUUGUUCCACUAACGGAUCCUUUACCACCUCAUUACUUCAUUCGAAUAGUUUCAGAUCGCUGGCUAAAUUCUGAAACAGUAUUUCCCAUCUCGUUCAGACACACUUUGCUUCCUGAAAAGUACUUACCACCAACCGCAUUACUCGAUCUUCAACCUUUGGAAAUAUCUGCUCUGAAAAAUCCUGUUUAUGAAACUUUGUAUAAAGACAAAUUUUUAUUCUUUAAUCCUGUACAGACACAAGUUUUCAACGCCUUGUAUACUACUGAUGACAAUGUUUUCAUUGGUGCACCAACUGGCUCUGGCAAAACAGUUUGUGCUGAGUUCGCUAUGCUUCGCUUAUUUUCCAAUAACUCAGAUGGACGUUGUGUUUAUGUAACAGCAAAGCAUGAACUUGCCGAAAUAAUUUUCUCAGACUGGUCUCAAAGAUUUGGUAAACUACUUGAUAAAAAAGUCGUAAUGCUUACUGGUGAAACUGCGGCUGAUCUCAAACUUUUAGCCAAAGGAAAUAUUAUCAUUAGUACUCCUGAACAUUGGGAUAUUCUUUCACGUCGUUGGAAACAGCGAAAAAAUGUACAAAAUGUAAAUUUAUUCAUCGUUGAUGAACUUCAUCUAGUUUCUGGUGAGGAAGGACCUGUUUUAGAGGUAGUUUGUUCUCGAACCAGGUACAUCUCUUCACAGAUUGAAAAAUCUAUACGUAUCGUAGCUCUUUCAUCAUCUCUAACAAAUGCUCGUGAUGUUGCACAGUGGCUUGGUUGUAAUUCCGGUAUGACAUUCAAUUUCCAUCCAAAUAUUAGACCAGUUCCACUUGAAUUACAUAUCCGAGGUUUUAAUCAAACCCAUAAUGCAACGCGAAUUAUGGCUAUGUCCAAACCUGUUUACCAAUCCAUAAACAAUUUCUCACCAAACAAACCCGUUAUAGUGUUUGUGCCUUCACGUAAGCAAACUCGUGUUACAGCGAUUGACAUUUUAAUGUACACGGCUGGUGAUGAAAAUCCUAACCGAUUCCUACACUGCUCUGAAGAAGAUUUGAAACCAUUUGUUCACAAAUUGUCAGAUUCAACAUUGAAAGAGACAAUUGUAAAUGGAGUUGCUUAUCUUCAUGAAGGCACUAGCAAAACUGAUCGCCGAAUUGUUGAACAGCUUUUCGAUCUGGGUGCUGUACAAAUUGUUGUCAUAUCAGCUGCGCUUGCAUUCAGUUUGACUAUCACUGCUCAUUUGGUGAUUAUUAUGGAUACUCAAGUGUACAAUGGAAAAAUUCAUGCUUAUGAAGAUUAUCCAAUAGUAACAAUCCUGCAAAUGAUUGGCAGAGCUAACCGUCCAUUGCGUGAUGAAGAUGGUAAAUGUGUGCUAUUUUGUCAAGCUGCAAAGAAAGAUUAUUUUAAGAAAUUCCUCUAUGAACCACUACCUGUUGAGAGUCAAUUAAACUAUUUCCUUCAUGAUCAUUUCAAUGCUGAAAUAGUAACCAAGACAAUUGAAAACAAACAAGAUGCUGUUGAUUAUUUGACUUGGACCUUUUUAUAUCGGAGAAUGACCCAAAACCCCAAUUAUUAUUCACUAACCGGGGUUAGCCAUCGAAUUCUCUCUGAUAGUUUGUCCGAACUUGUUGAAAAUACUCUCAACGAUUUGGAGCAAUCUAAAUGUAUCAGCAUAGAAGAUGAAAUUGAUGUCACACCUCUUAAUUUAGGAAUGAUUGCAGCCUAUUAUUAUAUCAAUUAUUCGACCAUUGAGCUAUUCAGUUUGUCUUUGCACAAUAAGACCAGACUCAAAAGUUUGAUUGAAAUUAUCAGCUCAGCAACUGAAUAUGAAAGCAUUCCUAUUCGUCAUAGGGAAGAUGCCAUAUUGAAGCAACUUUUGUCUAAAGUUCCAAACAAAAUCCAAAAUCCAAAGUAUACCGAUCCUCAUUUAAAGACAAAUCUUCUAUUUCAAGCUCACCUUUCCAGGAUGACAUUGCCAGCUGAAUUACAAUCAGAUACUGAAGCAAUUUUAACAAGGUCUAUUCGACUUAUUCAAGCCUGUGUUGAUGUUUUAUCAUCCAAUGGAUGGCUCAGUCCUGCCUUAGUUGCCAUGGAACUUGCUCAAAUGGUAACACAAGCCGUUUGGAAUAAGGAUUCUUACUUGAAACAAUUGCCUCAUUUUACCUCUGAAAUGAUUAAGAGGUGUACUGAAAAAGGAGUUGAAUCAAUAUUUGAUAUAAUGACAUUAGAUGAAGAUGAAAGAAAUGCAUUGUUGCAGCUUGAUAAUGCAAAAAUGGCUGAUUUAGCCCGUUUUUGUAACCGUUACCCUAGCAUUGAACUGAAUUAUGAAGUAGUAGACCAGAAAUCGAUAACAAGCGGAGAGUCUGUAAAUGUGGUAAUACAAUUAGAAAGAGAAGAUGAAGUGACUGGUCCAAUAAUUGCACCUUUCUUCCCUCAGAAACGUGAAGAAGGCUGGUGGCUCGUAAUUGGCGAUCCAAAGACAAAUUCUCUCAUCUCCAUUAAAAGGAUAACCUUAGCUCAAAAGCAAACAGUCAAACUCGAUUUUAUAGCCCCAUCAUCUGGUGAUCAUUCCUACACACUUUAUUUCAUAUCUGACGGCUAUUUGGGAUGUGAUCAAGAAGAAAAAUUCACCAUUCAUGUUGGUCAAAGCCGUGGAACCAAGCGUAGAGCCAGUGACAGUGAAUAAACGGUAAAUUCCAUCUGACUAUUGACUGAUUCUCCAUCAAAUAUCAUGUGAUAUUCAUCACAUUGUGUCAUGUGUGUUUCUAAUUAACUUACAAGUUUUACCAUAAAAUUAUUCAUAAAUAGAAAUUCAUAAAAUUA
Messenger RNA from Tetranychus urticae (two-spotted spider mite), 6745 nucleotides. RefSeq names its product U5 small nuclear ribonucleoprotein l(3)72Ab (gene Brr2). The record is from RefSeq and is a predicted model, not a curated record. NCBI's taxonomy places the organism in Eukaryota, Metazoa, Arthropoda, Arachnida, Trombidiformes, Tetranychidae. Gene Ontology annotation, molecular function: DNA helicase activity; ATP binding; nucleic acid binding. Gene Ontology annotation, biological process: resolution of meiotic recombination intermediates. Gene Ontology annotation, cellular component: nucleus.